Liolophura sinensis is the source of this 1472-nucleotide messenger RNA. RefSeq names its product fibroblast growth factor receptor substrate 2-like. Gene Ontology annotation, cellular component: cytoplasm. Gene Ontology annotation, biological process: fibroblast growth factor receptor signaling pathway. The transcript has a single exon. The coding region runs from base 2 to 1234 and encodes 410 amino acids. Gene Ontology annotation, molecular function: fibroblast growth factor receptor binding; transmembrane receptor protein tyrosine kinase adaptor activity. The record is from RefSeq and is a predicted model, not a curated record. Lineage: Eukaryota; Metazoa; Mollusca; Polyplacophora; Chitonida; Chitonidae.
GAUGGGAUGUGUCUAUUCUAGAAAAGAUAUAAAUGACAUCAAUCCUCGGAUGUUCCGAGCCUACAAUGUAGAUGACCAAGGCAUUGAACUUAACCCGGGGAAGAUAGAGGUCAGCGACACAGAGCUCAUCCUUCAUCAAAAGGGAAAGGAGCCAAUUCGCUGGCCAUGGCGCUGUCUGCGCCGUUACGGCUUUGAUGCGGAGCUGUUUUCAUUUGAGAGUGGCCGUCGGUGCCCUCGUGGCCCGGGGAUUUAUGCUUUCCGCUGCAAGCGUGCAGAGAUGCUGUUUAACGUGGUACAGGAGUGUAUUCAGAGGGCGGGGCAAGAGGACCAAGCUCAUCUCUCACAAAGUGUCAUAUCAGCCACAGCCAGAACCAAUAGUCGGCCAGCCUCUGUAGUCGAGACCCAAGAUUCCAAUGGCUUCGCUCAUCCUCCCACUAGCCAGAGAAAUCCGUUUGGGAAUGGUGGACUACAUCUGUAUGUGAAUGGGCCGGCAGCAAAUGACUACAUUAACGCUGGGGCCAAUGGUGGUCCUGGCACAACAGCCUUUCCCAAUGGAAUUGCAGAGACGUCUCUUAUUGAAUUUGACGACUCCCCAAGACCAUUGUCGGGGGCGAGUGAAAAAAUAAACUAUGCUGUACUAGAUCUACCAAAGAGCACGGAGAAUCUGAGUGAGGAGCCGGGAACCCGUGGGGCAGCUGUGCCUGUCUCACCUCUCAAGUAUGCAGAUAUUGACUUAGAGAAUCUCAACAGAGAAAAGGAUUCCUCACUUGAAGAUCUUCCCUUGUGCGCAACAGACCAGGAGGUGUUCAUUGAUGAGGAAACGGAGGGGGUCAAUGUGCAGGCCAACUAUAUCAAUGUCCCAGCUGAUAAGAGCAGCAUGCCGUCUAAUUUUGCCAGUGUAAAGCUCAACCCCCUCCAGCCUCCGCCAGCACCACCCAGUCCACCAACACAACCUCAGACGGGACGCGAGACCAGUAAAAUCAACUACAUUCAGCUGGAUUUGAACCAGGCUUCAGAAAGUGCAGUUGGUGGCGCCUCUGCUACUCCUACGUCGCCUACAGGACAAACGUCUGUACCAGACUCACCAACAAAGCGGAAUGCGGAGAGAGAAAGCUAUGCGACCAUCGAUUUCCACAAGACAACAGCACUGCAUAACAGCGGCAAGGGCACUGUGGAAGAAGAGGAGGGUGCGCGAAAAACAAGACACAGCAGCACCAUAAGUGAGCUGAAUUGAACUUAACUCUGACAGAGAAAGUCCACUUCACCAGGAUUCAAAACUCUUGACAGCAACACCAUCUGUCCGCAAAAUUAAAAACAGCAUCAAAGGUGACGCGAAAAGAGCAACAUCUACAAACUCAUUAACAGCAUCGCUAUCUGCAAACUCUUUCAACACCAGCAAUUUAAUGAACAUCAGUGCCGUCAAUAAAUUCCAAGACAGUAGCACAAACAGCAAAUUCCAAAAAACAACAGCA